AUGGAAAGCCCCCACGAGCAUCAGCAGACGGUGCUGCUCUCUCGCAUCAUCACCAACGUUCUCAAUGAAGCCAUUAUGGUCAUGAACAAAUGUCUCCAGGAGGUCAACAUCCAGAACAUGAAUGUUGAGCUUGUGGCACAGAUGUUCAAGAACUACCAGUCUAAUGUUCUAUUCCACCUUGAAGCCACGGAGAACCUCCAAGACCCAUCCUAA
Penicillium egyptiacum is the source of this 213-nucleotide messenger RNA. Lineage: Eukaryota; Fungi; Ascomycota; Eurotiomycetes; Eurotiales; Aspergillaceae. The record is from the annotation of a GenBank genome assembly.